AUGGACUUGUGGGUCAUAAAGGUCCGUUUUGAUAAAAUUGGACUAUUUCGUGGCAACGAGUUUUGUUUUGACCGCAUUGAGUCACGUUACAAUAAAAUGGAGCUUCAAUGGAGACGAAGAUGCGGACUUCGAGGACCAAGAAGACUGUUAUGGCAGAAUCACAUGAGGGAUCGAGAUGGGGCCUCUAACAAACAAGCCUUGGCGACGCCACGCAACUCUGGCGAUGCCAGUAGAGGUGACGCCUUAGAUCGCGAGGAGGGAGUCCAGCGUGAAGCGACCAGGAGGCGGGGCGCGUCUGUCGCGCGCUGGGCAAAGCCAGCAACGAGCUGGGUGAUGCCAAUGGCGUGGGUAGCUUUGGUGGUGCCCCAGGCACAGGCCUCAAUGCAGGUGGAAAUGACUCAGAUAACGUCAAAGGCGUGA
This is a messenger RNA of Ilex paraguariensis (yerba mate), 420 nucleotides long. Lineage: Eukaryota; Viridiplantae; Streptophyta; Magnoliopsida; Aquifoliales; Aquifoliaceae. The record is from the annotation of a GenBank genome assembly.